This is a messenger RNA of Penicillium soppii, 1149 nucleotides long. It is a transcript of the gene fpaI, whose product is annotated as putative methionine aminopeptidase, type I. The coding region runs from base 1 to 1149 and encodes 382 amino acids. The record is from RefSeq and is a predicted model, not a curated record. Lineage: Eukaryota; Fungi; Ascomycota; Eurotiomycetes; Eurotiales; Aspergillaceae. Gene Ontology annotation, molecular function: metalloaminopeptidase activity. The transcript is spliced from 5 exons. Gene Ontology annotation, biological process: proteolysis.
AUGUCCGAUCCCGAGAAAAAGUGCUCUGGGGCCGAUUGCGAUAAUGAAGCUGGGACGUUGCAAUGCCCAACCUGUCUGAAGCAGGGAGUCAAAAACUACUUCUGCGCUCAAGAUUGCUUCAAGCGAAACUGGGCCACACACAAGGCAGCCCACAAAUCACAAACUGCUAGCGGUGUUUACGAUCCAUUCCCAGCAUACCCAUACACUGGCUCGGUUCGACCCGUAUACCCACUCUCCCCGCGCCGGGCCGUGCCCCAAACAAUCAAGCACCCCGACUGGGCCGUGACUGGUAUCCCGAAGCGUGAGAUGCGCCUGAGCAGGUCGAAAUGGGACUUGUUGGAUCUACAAGGCCAGGAGGCCAUGCGUAAGGUAUGCAGAUUAGCUCGAGAAGUCCUCGAUAUCACUGCUGCGGCGAUGAAGCCGGGCGUAACUACAGAUUACUUGGAUGAGAUCUGUCACAACGCUUGCAUAGAGCGAGAGUCCUAUCCUUCUCCGCUGAAUUACAACCACUUCCCCAAGUCGUUGUGUACAUCUCCUAACGAGGUUGUAUGUCACGGUAUCCCCGAUGGCCGAGUCCUUCUCGAUGGUGACAUUCUGAACCUCGAUAUCUCUCUGUAUCACGGCGGAUACCAUGCCGACUUAAACGAGACCUACUACAUUGGCGAUAAAGCUAAGGCGGAUCCAGACUCAGUUCGACUCGUUGAAACAACGCGGGAGGCCUUGGAUAUGGCUAUCGCGAUCAUCAAACCAGGUACACCGAUCCGAGAAUUUGGUAAAAUUAUUGAGAAGCAUGCUACCUCCAGGGGCCUCGUCGUUAUUAAGACUUGGGGCGGCCACGGUAUCAACUCGGAAUUCCACCCUCCUCCUUGGAUCCCCCACUACGCAAAGAACAAGGCCGUGGGAACAUGCAAGCCUGGCAUGACCUUCACAAUUGAGCCUAUCCUCUCUUUGGGUACCAACCGGGAAAAGUAUUGGCCAGAUGAUUGGACAAAUGUCACCGUAGACGGUGCACGGUCAGCGCAAUUUGAACAUACUAUGCUUGUCACCGAAACGGGCGUCGAGGUUUUGACGGCGAGACUGCCGAACUCUCCAGGAGGUCCCAUUCCCAUCCCCGAGGGUUCCACCGGAGGCGCAGAAGCAAAGAAAUAA